AUGCAUGAUACUGAUCGAGAAACGCAUGAAAAUCCUUGUUCUAAUUCUCAUAACAAAAACAAAGCUAGUGAGACUACCACUAAUAAUAAAAAGUUAGAGAAAUUUCUUCCCAUUGCUAACGUGGGAAGAAUCAUGAAAAAGUCUACUCCAAAUAAUGGCAAAAUUUCUAAGGAAGCAAAAGAAGCCGUUCAAAAAUGUGUUUCUGAAUUUAUAAGUUUUAUUACGGGAGAAGCUUCAGAUAAAUGUCAAAAAGAAAAAAGAAAAACGGUAAAUGGUGAUGAUAUUAUAUGGGCUUUAAGUGUGUUCGAUUUUGAAAAUUAUGCUUUUCUUCUAAGAAUCUACCUAAAUAAAUAUAGGGAAAUGGAAAACGAAAAAUUAAAUAUACCUAAACAACCAUAUUUAUCAACACAGGAUCAACAUUUAACAAAAAAUGGUAUGAUGUUGUAUUGUGAUCAAAAGUUGUCACCAUAUACAACAUUUUCUCCCCAAGUUAAUUUUCCGAUGUUGGAGCAAUCUUUUCCAACACCACCCUUAAUCUCGCUGCCACAGAAACACGAGAUUGUUGAACAAACUGAUUCUAAUAGUAAAACUUCUUCUCAGUGCAAGUCAUUUGGAAAAAAUGGGCUUUUGUCACUAAAUUAUGUUUACAAUGUGUUGAUUUAUGGCUUGUCUACAAGCAAGGCAGGUCAAUCUUUAGUACACCUAAAUGUGACAUGUGAUUAUAUUGUUACAAGCAAAUUACCUAUUAAGAUGUCUGAUGACUCAACUUUUUGGGAGGAGUUCAUGAAAAGAGAUGUAAUUUUUGAGACAUAA
Molecule: messenger RNA, 813 nt
Organism: Amaranthus tricolor (Joseph's coat)
Lineage: Eukaryota; Viridiplantae; Streptophyta; Magnoliopsida; Caryophyllales; Amaranthaceae
Product: nuclear transcription factor Y subunit B-7-like
Exons: 3
Coding region: 1-813 (270 amino acids)
Biological process (GO): regulation of transcription by RNA polymerase II
Cellular component (GO): CCAAT-binding factor complex; nucleus
Molecular function (GO): DNA-binding transcription activator activity, RNA polymerase II-specific; protein heterodimerization activity; RNA polymerase II cis-regulatory region sequence-specific DNA binding
Source: RefSeq, a predicted model, not a curated record